CGCUCUGCUAUCGCCUCGUUCUUUCCCGUCGUUGACAUGACCGUGUGUCAUCCUGGUCCCGAAACGAAACCUGAAAACUGAUGCAAAUUUUGGUGCUUUAAAUUGUUUACGAGCAGCAUUGCAAUACAACAACGCAUCAGGGAACGACUUUAAAUUGUUAGGUGUGCACUUCGCUCGGCACACAUUCAAGAUCCAAAUUUAAGAAAUUCACAAGUCAGGAGUUUGCGAUGGAGGAAUAUACGAGAGAGCCGUGUCCAUGGCGAAUUGUUGAUGAUUGUGGCGGCGCGUUUACAAUGGGGCUGAUUGGCGGUGGUGUUUUUCAAAGUGUCAGAGGCUUCCGGAAUGCUCCAUCAGGUUUUAACAGAAGAUUUAUUGGCUCCAUCACAGCAAUAAAACAAAGAUCACCUAUAAUAGCAGGAAAUUUUGCUGUAUGGGGAGGCAUGUUUUCGACAAUCGACUGCGCACUUAUUCACAUUCGCAAGAAGGAGGAUCCGUGGAACUCAAUUAUCAGCGGGGCAGCAACCGGCGGUAUUCUAGCAGCGCGUAAUGGUGUAUCUGCGAUGGCAGGCAGCGCUUUUAUCGGCGGUGUGCUUUUGGCACUUAUUGAAGGUGUCGGCAUCCUAUUCACACGUCUUUCGGCCGAACAGUUCCAACCACAGCCGCCCAUAUUCGAGGACGGCCCGCUCGGCAAUACGCAAAACAGUUCCACCGGCGGUAGCGGUGCGGGCUUUAGUUACCAAUAAAGAUGAACAAUCGCAUAGUAAGGUUUUGACGCGCCCCUCACGCAAAUGAUAAACACAACAGCAAAGCAUUCAAGAAUGUUGUAAUGUAAGAUUACUUCCGAUUUUUGACGUGUGCAUGUAUAUUUUUCGUUAUUCACUUUUUAUACGACGUCGGGAUACGCUGGGAGUGGACGUUUCACGCUGUGAUCUAUCUUUUAUUGCCGCUCUUCUCAAAAAAGUGGUGAGUUUCGCAAAGGUUUUCUGACUUAAUUUAUAUCUGUUGCCGGAACCAACCCAUUUUUCAUACAUAGUUGUAAUUAUUAGCUCCACGAACGAGAUAAUAACGAACUAUUACGAAUGAAUGAAAUAUCUACUAAUUAUGAUAGCAAUUUUAUCAUAUGAAACUGUUAAUUAGUAUAUUUCAUUGAGAAUGUGAAAAUAUAAAAGUACAAACUAGUAA
Dalotia coriaria is the source of this 1182-nucleotide messenger RNA. RefSeq names its product mitochondrial import inner membrane translocase subunit Tim17-B-like. Gene Ontology annotation, molecular function: transmembrane protein transporter activity. Bases 228 to 743 code for a protein of 171 amino acids. NCBI's taxonomy places the organism in Eukaryota, Metazoa, Arthropoda, Insecta, Coleoptera, Staphylinidae. The record is from RefSeq and is a predicted model, not a curated record. The transcript has 3 exons. Gene Ontology annotation, biological process: protein import into mitochondrial matrix. Gene Ontology annotation, cellular component: TIM23 mitochondrial import inner membrane translocase complex; mitochondrial inner membrane.